AUGUCGGCCCCCAAAGAACUUAAGAUGGAAUACACAAGACUCGGUAACUCGGGAUUAAAGAUAUCCAAGGUUAUCUUUGGUGCCAUGUCUUUUGGAUCAUCUGAAUGGCAAGACUGGGUACUUAACGAGGACGAAGCUCUUCCAUUAUUGAAACACGCAUACGAUCUCGGGCUGAAUACAUGGGACACUGCAGAUACUUACUCCAACGGAAGAUCCGAGGAAAUCAUCGGAAAAGCAUUAAAGCAAUACUCAAUUCCAAGAAGCAAGGUUGUUAUUCUUAGUAAAUGCUACUUCGGUGUUGCUGAAGAUGGAACACAACCGCAUAUUUCGACGCUUCGUACAAAUGAUGGGGAGAUGGUCAACCGGGUUGGCUUGAGCAGAAAGCAUAUUCUUGACGCUGUGGACAAGAGCGUUGCUCGAUUAGGAACACAUAUCGAUGUCCUGCAGAUUCACAGACUCGAUCGCGAUACUCCCAGGGAAGAAAUCAUGAGAGCCUUGAAUGAUGUUGUGGAAAGUGGCAAAGUUCGGUAUAUUGGUGCAAGCAGUAUGGCUGCAUGGGAAUUCCAGACACUACAAAAUAUCGCAGAGAAGAAAGGCUGGCACAAAUUUAUCUCCAUGCAAAAUUAUUACAACUUGCUUUACCGUGAAGAAGAACGAGAGAUGAUUCCAUACUGCAGAGACGUUGGUGUUGGACUCAUUCCGUGGAGCCCAAUUGCCCGAGGAGCACUUGCUCGUCCUUUCAAUGAUCGAGGUACAAAACGUGAAAAUAGCGAUAUGAUGCUCAAGGCUUUGAUCCGCAGCAAAGAGACUGAAAUCGAUAAAACUGUCAUUAACCGUGUUGAGGAGAUUGCAAAGAAAAAUGGAGUUAGCAUGGCAACUAUAGCUAUUGCUUGGUGUCUUAACAAGGACAGCGUCAAUCCAAUUAUUGGCUUGAGUAGCAAAGAGAGAAUUGAGCAGGCGGUAGAGGCAGUCAAGUUCGCCGGUUCUGGGAAAUUGACUGCAGAGGAUAUUGCAUAUCUUGAGGAAGGCUACGCACCUAAGGUUGUACAAGGUUAUUAA
Molecule: messenger RNA, 1059 nt
Organism: Botrytis sinoallii
Lineage: Eukaryota; Fungi; Ascomycota; Leotiomycetes; Helotiales; Sclerotiniaceae
Exons: 4
Coding region: 1-1059 (352 amino acids)
Source: RefSeq, a predicted model, not a curated record